AUGCCAAUCAUUCUUCAGUAUUUGGCUCAUCGGGGUGGAUUUGAUCCUGAUACACCAAACAUCAAAGGAUGUAACAUGCAAGACACGUUACAGCCUUGUCAUGUAGCAUGGAUCAAUACACCUGGAGGAAUUCCUGUAUCUUCUAUGCUGCUCUAUGUUCAAUCAAUUGCAUUUUCAAUCCAAUUCUUCUUAUUUACCACAUUCAGUAGUCUGGCAGAUUAUGGCCAUUGGAAUCGCUUUAUUUUACUAUGCUCAACAGUGAUUGGUUGUUUAUUUCAAGCGUUACCAAUAACACUCGUCAAUGAUGAUGGUACUCACUGGAACAUCAUGAUGGCUAUCAUGUGUAUUGCUCUCAUAUCUUAUGGUACUACCUUGGCUUUUUAUGCAGCUGCUUUUCCUAACCUGAGUGAUAAUUUGCCGAUUGUGAGAUACGCUAAAGUCAAUCCAAAUUUAUCAAACAAAGAAAAAGAAUUAGUGAUAGAGAGAUGGCGUAAUCAUAUCUCUGCUAUAUCUACCACAUUCUCUAAUAUUGGAUUCUUGGUGACUUCAGGUGCGUUAUCAGGCGUAUCGUUUCUUUCUUGGGAAGGCAAAUAUGACUUUCCUCCAGGCGUGGAGCAUGUAUUAGGUAAUGCGCCAGUAUAUAACUUUAUCUCUACAGUUGUGUGUGCUGGGUUUUGGGCAAUCAAUGCCAUUCCCUAUUUUGUAUGGACACCGAGAGGAAGAAGGGGUCCACCUCUACCUGAAGGUGCUCAUUAUCUUACGUUUGGUUGGCAAUCCAUUAUUCAAGCCCUAAGAGAAGCACGUAAGCUUCGGUAUCUUUUUAUGUAUAUCCUUGCGUAUUUCAUGUUUUCAGAUGCAGUAUCGACAAUUGGACAAAUGUCGACCAUCAUUCAAGGUGAACUCACAGGGUUCUCGCCUCAACAGAAUGUCAUUUUUGGGCUAGUGACAGCCAUUACUUCCAUCUUGGGUUGUUUGUUUUUCCUGUGGAUGUCGCAAGUAUUUAAAAUUCGUACUAAAACCAGUUUGUUAUCCAUUGUUGUUUUAACUGGGCUUGUACCUGUUUGGGGAUGCUUUGGUAUUUAUUUUGAUCAAUUUGGCAUCAAAACUCAUCGAGAAUUAUGGGUACUGAACGUGUGGCAAGGCUUGUUUACAGCACCUAUUUGGGCUUGGCAACAAACAAUGCUUGCUGAACUCGUGCCUAAAGGGAAAGAAAACUUAUUUUUUGGCCUUGCAAGCGUUGUCAAUAAGGCUUCUUCAUGGAUAGGACCUGUGGUCAUUGGUGCCAUUACACAAUCCACUUCUAAUAUUUGGAAAGGAUGGCCAUUCGUUUUAGGCUUGUUUGUCUUGGCUACCUUUAUUCUUUGUUUCAUUGACGUUGACAAGGCUAAAUUAGAGUUGACUGAAUACGAGAAAAACGUCGAUAAUUUUAAUUGA
Molecule: messenger RNA, 1434 nt
Organism: Gilbertella persicaria
Lineage: Eukaryota; Fungi; Mucoromycota; Mucoromycetes; Mucorales; Choanephoraceae
Product: autophagy-related protein 22-like protein
Exons: 4
Coding region: 1-1434 (477 amino acids)
Molecular function (GO): transmembrane transporter activity
Source: RefSeq, a predicted model, not a curated record